AUGAGUUCUGAGAUCAAUAUAAGACAACUGUUAUAUUUUAAAUCUUAAGAUUCUAGUAUAAAUAAUAUUUAUAUAGACACACCUUAUUCAACAUAAAGAGUUGUAAAAACUACUUAACAUAAAUUGAAUAGAUUUAGAUCUACAGGUUUGAGUGAUUUUAGACUCACAACCAUCCAUAGUCAAACACCAAUUGCAAAUAAUUUUAGAUAUGGUUUUAAUGUGGAUGAUCAAUAGAAUCAGAACUCACAAAUUCAUUUCUUAGAGAGUUAUAAUCAUCCUUCAAAACAUGUCAAUGUAAUAAUAUUUUAAUCUAGAGUUAUAUUGCUGAAAGUCGAAAAAAUAUUGCUUAAUUGAAAGAUCAAGCGAACUAAAUUAGAUUAGAAAUGUCUUUAAUCAAUACUAGAUAUGAAUAGGAAUUGAAAAAUAUAGAAAUGAAUUUUAGAGAUAAUCUAAAAAAGAAAUAGCGUCAAAUCAAAGAAGAUAAUGUUCUCUUUAUAGAAGAACAAUAUAGAUUGUCUAAAGAAUAUUUAUUAUUGUUGAAAGCAAAAAUGAAUAUGGAAAAUAAGUAACAAUUAUUAACAAAUCGGGUUGUUUAGUUGGAGAAAACUUUACAAGGAGUAACAUUAGAAUUAUAAUCAUGA
Paramecium pentaurelia is the source of this 641-nucleotide messenger RNA. The record is from the annotation of a GenBank genome assembly. Lineage: Eukaryota; Ciliophora; Oligohymenophorea; Peniculida; Parameciidae.